Tribolium castaneum (red flour beetle) is the source of this 4355-nucleotide messenger RNA. RefSeq names its product cuticular protein analogous to peritrophins 1-J (gene Cpap1-j). Gene Ontology annotation, molecular function: chitin binding. The transcript is spliced from 5 exons. NCBI's taxonomy places the organism in Eukaryota, Metazoa, Arthropoda, Insecta, Coleoptera, Tenebrionidae. Bases 249 to 4217 code for a protein of 1322 amino acids. Gene Ontology annotation, cellular component: extracellular region. The record is from RefSeq and is a predicted model, not a curated record.
UUUCGAAUGGCCUUUGUUGCGUGUGAGUGUUGUGAAAGGUCGUACCGUGAUGAAGAAACUAGAGAGGAGGAGAGAGAGCGCGAUUGUUUGGGUCCAUCUCGACAUCUUCACCGACUGACUGCAGUCUUCAGUCUUCAGCGUACUGUCGUCUUCAAUGCGGGUUAAACGUGACGGUGCGGGACUUACCGGAACGACGGUGUGAUUAUUUAUUUGAGUGUGUUUGAACUAUUUUUUUCGACGGACGUGUGAUGGAUAGGAGUGCGUCCACCAUGGCUAGGUACCACCUUCUCAAAUUGGGAUUGGCUAUACUGGUGUAUUUUACGCGGUCGAUGGGUUGUUUGGAAACUGAAGAGAGGAAAUUUAAUGAAGAAGACUUAGUUUUCUAUCAGGGAGUUACAGGAAAACCAGGUGUUGACUUCCCGGUACUAUCACAUAUUCCGCGUACUACCUUUAAUUGCCGAAACGUUGAUUCGGGUUAUUAUGCCGAUUUGGAAACGGACUGUCAAGUUUUCCACAUUUGUGAAGAAGGGAAGAAAAUUUCGUUCCUGUGCCCUAACGGUACCAUCUUCCAACAGUCGGAACUUAUCUGCGAGUGGUGGUUCAAGGUCAAUUGUACCGAUUCGCCCAAUUUUUACGAAGAAAGUGCCGAACAGUUAAGGGAAGAUAACGCAAGAAGAAAAGCUUCAAGAAGAGUACUACAAAACCAUGGUGCUGUUAUGCGAACUGAAGAACAUUCUUCGGUUUCUGCGAGUCAGAAUGGACGCAAAUUUAACGUUGGUACCACUUUUCAAGAGACCAAUGAUUUAGCAAGAGCUCCAAGUUCCGACUUUGUGAGGGAUCAGAAAAAGAAGGGUAGAAAACCGGUGCAAUUCCAGACGCAAUCAAUUGAAGAACGGAAGAGUUUUGAUGAUCAAAAGGUGGUACCAAGUAAAAAUCAUCGAGCGAACGAACGAAUUAAUCAAAAUGGUGCAGUACCACAGCAUCAAGAAGUUCGAAAUAACAGUGCCAGAAGUUAUAACCAGUUUGGUACUACCAGACAAGAAGUAGUACCAAACAAUCAACGUAAUGGAGGCAGGAAGGUGGUUCAAGGAUCACAAGACCAAAACCAGAAGUUUGAAACAAAUGCCAAAGGAUUUGGUACUUCAGUGGUACCAAAUAGGCAGGAGAAAGAACAACAUUCUAAUCCUAAUUUUCAACAAUAUAGCAACUUUCACAACCAAAAUAGUGGAUUUGGCACCACUAGCGACUUUAAGAAAAUGGUACCUAGUCAAUUCAACACUCAACAAAGUCAGCAAGAAAGGAAAAAUAUAAAAACUUUCGGUACUAAAGAAGUUGUAUCAAAUCAAUUUAACAAUGGACAAUCGGCACAAAAUACUUUUAGUAAUAGUACAAACAGAGAGGAGGAGAUUAACCCAUUUUUCAAUAACGGGUUCCAAGACUCAAACACAAAUAGUGCCGAAAGUACCGACAAAAAAUCGAAUGUUUCCAACUUCUCUCAAUCGUUCAGUCAUCGAAAUUUUAAUGUAGAUGAGAAACGAACAACGUUUAGUUCCAGUACCACCACCACGCCACGGAGUACCACUAAAGUACCACCCACGAGCUCUAACUUGCAAAACCAUAAUCAAGAUUACCACCAAAUUAAAAAUUUAAAUAUUGAAGGGAAGGGUGGUACCAUCAAACAAACAAGUACCGUACCCUUGACGCGGAACGACUUAGUGAACCGACGACUGGAACCCAACGACUCUGAUGAGUCUCAAAUUACGCAAGAAACGUCUUCGUUUUACAAGAACUCGUUCAAUCGAAUCGACCAAACUAUCAAAACUACCAGCAAUCCGCACCCGAACCAUCGUAGUACCUAUAGCGAAAUCAAGGAACCCAAAUUUCACUCAACUAAGGCUUAUACAUCGCUUUCUUCAGUCACCCCACAAUAUUUGACCACUCAACCUAUAAAUAACGGACGGCCCUUUGUAGGUAGCCAGGUCGGUACCACCUUGCGAGGGUUUGGUACCAAACCACCAACAACUACCCCGGUGGUACCAACAGAAAUAUUUAAUGUUGGUCGUACCGAUAAGUCUUUAAAACCAAUCGCUUUGUCUACACUGUCUACUUUUACACCUUUGCCACCGCUUGAUUUGACGGUACCAUCGCAAGGUUCCUUUAACACGGGUACCCCGAGCCCUAAAACUGAGAGUAGUACUAGGGUUAUAGACCACGCUACGGUUUAUGGUAAAUUUGUUAAAAGUGGAGCCACAACUCCCACAACAGGACGUACCAAAAUUUUGCUAUCAAAAUCAGUUUUUGGUACCACCCCUAAGACAUCAGCCGAAAUUUUAAGUACCUCUGAUAGCUACAAUCGGGGUAAUUCGCAAGUCAGAUUUUUCGGGAAAGUUCAAACCACGACUAAAAUACCAGGCGUCCAAAUUAUUUCGAAAUCGGAUGGUACCACUACAAAACCGGCCGAAAUUUUGAGUACCUCUAACAGUUACAAUCGGGGUAAUUCGCAAGUUCAAUUUUUUGGCAAAGUCCAAACUACGGCCAAUUUGAACUCAAUUAGUACCACUCAGAAACCAUUCAGUAGUAGCACACCAACUGUACUACCUUUAUCGUUUGGCACUACUAGUAGUACCAUUGGCACCACUGUAAAACCAACGGUUCCUGGGUUUUUCGUGACCAAAAAUGUUAUUCCGAAGAGUGAAAUAGCCCGUCCUCGCCCAUUCCAACUACCUCCAGAACCCGAUUUUGGUCAACCCAUUUUUGGUACCACCCAGAAUUUGGUCACAACACUCAAACCAACGUAUCCCACAUACAAAAUUUCGUCAGCGAGUCCAUUUUCGGGACCUUCAACCCCAGAACCCACUCUUCCAACCCCAUUCGCCACCACUCAGGUACUACCUUCAACUUUUGAAACCGUGGACAGUAUGAUCACAGCUUUGGCUGAAAUGGCCAAUAGUAAUAACUACACCGAAAAUCCAAGACCCGGACUUGUGAUUCCUCCGUCAGCCGGUCCCCAAACCCUCCACACACUUGCACAGUACUUUGCAAAUGCCCUGGAUGGAAUAGCAACGGAAAAAGAAGACGAAGAAGACGGUGAUGAAGAAAACUUGACCAAAGUCGAGCUCGAGAAGAAAAAACUGACAGAACUACUGACUCAAAUGACAAUGAACCGGUACAACGAGCUCUUCCCCGAGGAUGAAAGUACCACCACGGUGGUACCCAACGACUUGGAAGGCCAACACUCCAAAAGUCCAGCAACCCCAGCACCAAAAGUGCGUCAACUGGCUAAAGUUUUCACCCAAGCCCUUUCGUCCUAUUUGGACGACCCAGCGACCUUCAAAAAAGUACUUGAAGAGGUACGACCCACGGAACCACCAGCACUGGACGAAACCACCGAUUUACCAGACGACGAGUUGUUGAACUUCUCGGACGCUGACACCAAAUCUAGUUAUUCGCCCUUUUUCCCACCCAAAUUACCAGCGGUACGACCUACAUGGGGGUACCUCAUUGCCUACAACACAACCCCACAUAAUCUAGACGUCAAGAACUCAAUCGGAGGAACGGAAGAAAACUUGCAAGGAGCAGACAGCCAGUCAUUUGUGUCCCAAUUCAACAAAUUGCAAAACCAGAAAGAAAGCACCACCAGAAGCUCGGUACUACUUCCAGAAGAUCACUGGACGACGUCUCCUGACGCUACCAAGCUGUGGAAAACUGCGUUUUCCUUUGAUCCAGCUUCAAUCAACCAUAAUUUUGGCACCACUGAACCUACCAUUGGUACUACCACCGAAGAAGUAGUACCAGCACGCGAAGUUCGCUACGAAUUGCACGCUUUACCAAAACUUGACUUAAACUCGACUCAGGUUCAUGGUAUUUUGAUCGAUUUUAUGAAUACGACCAAACAGGAUGAAGAUAACCGAUUACAAAGGAUUUUGCGUAAACUUAACACUACCGAAGAUGAGUUUUUGGCAAAAAUGAAGGAAAUCGAGGCAAAUCCGUUAACUCGAAGGCUGAUUCUUCUCCUGAUUAGUGAGUGCGGUAACAGUACCCAAGCGGUACCGCUCCAUACCCUCCUCAUCCAAAAUAGUACCGAGGUGCUUCAAACGUCGAGUAGUACCCAUGGGUUCAAGAACAUUGAUCCGAGUCUGGAUAAUGACAGUCAGGACGCAAGGGCGUUGCAAUUGUUGAAUUCUUUGUAUACUAUAGCUUCGAGGUUUGGUAAAUGAGGUGCUCAGAUCGAUUAGAAAAUUGAGUGAAUGUUGAGUGAUAUUAGUUAAGUAUUUAAGAUUUUUUAUCAUUUUGUUAAUUCCUAUCAGUGUAAUCGAUUAAUGUAAAUUUUGUAAAUAAAUUGUUAUUUUAUAGCA